Molecule: messenger RNA, 435 nt
Organism: Zasmidium cellare ATCC 36951
Lineage: Eukaryota; Fungi; Ascomycota; Dothideomycetes; Mycosphaerellales; Mycosphaerellaceae
Exons: 1
Coding region: 1-435 (144 amino acids)
Source: RefSeq, a predicted model, not a curated record
AUGUCUUGGUUCCAGAAACAAUUCACCCUCCCCUCCCGCUCCCGCGGCUCCUACCUCAUAACCGACCACAUCCUCUCGGAACUCCCCGAACUCCGCACCUACAAAGUCGGCAUCCUGCACCUCUUCGUCCAACACACCUCCUGCGCCCUCAGCCUAAACGAAAACUGGGACGAGGACGUCCGCACCGACAUGUCCGACGCCUUGGACAGGAUUGCGCCAGAAGACAAGAAGGGGAAUCUGUACAGGCAUAGCUGCGAGGGCCCGGACGACAUGCCGGCGCAUGUGAAGAGUGCGCUGGUAGGCGCGAGCGUGACAGUGCCGAUCAAGGAUGGGAAGUUGGCGACGGGGACGUGGCAGGGGAUUUGGUAUCUGGAGUUCAGGGCUAGUAAGCAUACGAGGAGGGUGGUGGCUACGAUUCAGGGGGAGAAGGCUUGA